AUGCCGAUGACAUGGGAUGCCGAGGCGGAUGCCAGAAUGUUCGCUGCCGUACUCAAGACGACUGAUGUCAAGCCAGAGGCCGCCCGCAUUGCUCCUCUUAUGGGUCCCGAAUGCACAGCCAAAGCAGUGUCUCAUAGAUUGACCGCUCUUCGUAAGAAGGCGGCUGAGCUCGAUGACGCUGCCCCGGCUACUCCUGCAAAGCCGAAGGCCGCCAAGACUCCCAACUCGAAGAAACGUGUCAAGACGGAAGACGACGAAGUUGCUGAGGAGGAGACACCUGUCAAGGCUACAGCAAAGAAGAGAAAGAGUAACGCCGCCAUCAAGAAGGAGGACACCACAGAUACUGUCGAGAAUGCCACCGAGGUCGCUAUCAAGGCUGAGGAGGCUAUUGGCGAUGCUGGUGCUGUCGAAUCGUCCACCGUCGAAACUCCGGUCCGCAACCUUGGUGCUCCGACUCCGGCUACUACUCCAGUCCCGGCUACUCCAGGUGCAGACUCCGCCGUCGCUGAAGCCGAAGUCUCCGCUGCUGAAGAGGCCGCUGCUACUCCUACCGUCACUCCCAAGAAGAAGACUCCCGCCAAGAAAGGCAAGAAGGCCACCAAGGCUGCCGUGGAAUCCACCGAGGAGGGCGCUGUAGCUGCUACCGCAACACCUACCAAGAAGCCUGCUGCUACGAAGAGGGGUCGUGCUACACCCAAAAAGGCUGCUGUGACGGGCGAGAAUGGCGAGGUCACUGAGCCGGCUAGUCCUGCCAAGAAAGGUCGUGCACGUCCCAAGAGCGCCGCAAAAGUCACUCCCGAGCCCAGUACUACCCCAGAGCCCGCCACAGACGCCGAUGCCGAUGGUGAGAAUGGUAAUCCGAACGAGGAUGUCGCUGGUGAAGGCGAUGAUGCUGAGGCUGGCAAGAGCACCGAUGGCGACGUUUCUGCUUGA
Cyphellophora attinorum is the source of this 933-nucleotide messenger RNA. RefSeq lists its product as uncharacterized. The coding region runs from base 1 to 933 and encodes 310 amino acids. The transcript is spliced from 3 exons. Lineage: Eukaryota; Fungi; Ascomycota; Eurotiomycetes; Chaetothyriales; Cyphellophoraceae. The record is from RefSeq and is a predicted model, not a curated record.